Messenger RNA from Octodon degus (degu), 2158 nucleotides. RefSeq names its product mannosyl (alpha-1,3-)-glycoprotein beta-1,4-N-acetylglucosaminyltransferase, isozyme B (gene Mgat4b). The record is from RefSeq and is a predicted model, not a curated record. Gene Ontology annotation, biological process: protein N-linked glycosylation. Gene Ontology annotation, cellular component: endoplasmic reticulum; endoplasmic reticulum-Golgi intermediate compartment; Golgi stack. NCBI's taxonomy places the organism in Eukaryota, Metazoa, Chordata, Mammalia, Rodentia, Octodontidae. Gene Ontology annotation, molecular function: acetylglucosaminyltransferase activity.
GCAAAGUAAAGGCUAGAAGGAAAGUCCUGAGGGCUGACCCCCCUUCGCCCCCCAGGCCCUUCCAACCAUGCCUGGAUCAGGGUUGUUUCACAGCGCCUCUGGCAGCAGGCGCAAGGGAGCGGGUGGUGGGUGCUCACUGGCGCCCCUGGUGACGGCGUGGCCUUCAGGCGACGUGGUGGACGUUUACCAGCGGGAGUUCCUGGCGCUGCGCGAUCGCCUGCACGCUGCCGAGCAGGAGAGCCUUAAGCGCUCCAAGGAGCUCAACCUGGUGCUGGACGAAAUUAAGAGGGCUGUGUCCGAGAGGCAGGCGCUGCGGGAAGGAGAGGGCAACCGCACCUGGGGCCGCCUGACCGAGGACCCCCGGCUGAAGCCCUGGAACGCUUCGCACCGGCACGUGCUUCAUCUGCCCACCAUCUUCCACCACCUGCCUCACCUGCUGGCCAAGGAGAGCAGCCUGCAGCCAGCCGUCCACGUGGGCCAGGGCCGCACCGGAGUGUCGGUGGUAAUGGGCAUCCCGAGCGUGCGCCGCGAGGUGCAUUCCUACCUGGCGGACACGCUGCACUCGCUCAUCUCCGAGCUGAGCCCGCAAGAGAAGGAGGACUCGGUCAUUGUGGUGCUGAUCGCUGAGACCGACCCUCAGUACACUUCGGAGGUGACAGAAAACAUCAAGGCCUUGUUCCCCACAGAGAUCCAUUCCGGGCUCCUGGAGGUCAUCUCCCCUUCCCCCCACUUCUACCCAGACUUUUCCCGCCUGCGCGAGUCCUUUGGGGACCCCAAGGAGAGAGUCAGGUGGAGGACCAAACAGAACCUCGACUACUGCUUCCUCAUGAUGUAUGCGCAGUCCAAAGGCAUCUACUACGUGCAGCUGGAAGAUGACAUUGUAGCCAAGCCCAAUUACCUGAGCACCAUGAAGAACUUUGCCCUGCAGCAGCCUUCAGAGGACUGGAUGAUCCUGGAGUUCUCACAGCUGGGCUUCAUUGGGAAGAUGUUCAAGUCGCUGGACCUGAGCCUCAUUGUGGAGUUCAUCCUGAUGUUCUACCGGGACAAGCCCAUUGACUGGCUGCUGGACCACAUUCUGUGGGUGAAGGUCUGCAAUCCCGAGAAGGAUGCGAAGCAUUGUGACCGGCAGAAGGCCAACCUUCGUAUCCGCUUCAAGCCCUCACUCUUCCAGCAUGUGGGUACCCACUCAUCCCUGGCUGGCAAGAUCCAGAAACUGAAGGACAAAGACUUUGGGAAGCAAGCCCUGCAGAAGGAGCAUGUGAACCCGCCCGCCGAGGUGAGCACCAGCCUCAAGACUUACCAGCACUUCACCCUGGAGAAGGCCUACCUGUGUGAGGACUUCUUCUGGGCGUUCACUCCGGCCGCAGGGGACUUCAUCCGCUUCCGCUUCUUCCAGCCCCUGCGCCUUGAACGCUUCUUCUUCCGCAGCGGGAACGUCGAGCACCCGGAGGACAAGCUUUUCAACACGUCUGUGGAGGUACUUCCCUUCGAUAACCCCCAGUCCGAGAAGGAGGCCCUGCAGGAGGGGCGCUCAGCAACACUGCGCUACCCACGGAGCGCCGACGGCUACCUGCAGAUCGGCGCCUUCUACAAGGGUGUGGCGGAAGGAGAGGUGGACCCGGCCUUUGGCCCCCUGGAGGCACUGCGCCUGUCCAUCCAGACCGACUCCCCGGUGUGGGUCAUUUUGAGCGAGAUCUUCCUGAAAAAGGCUGACUAAGGGAGGCUUCCGGGGCGCUUCCGGCUUGCCCGAGAUGUCUGCCGCUGCCCAGAGGGCCCGGUGCGGCCCCACGGUGGCUCUGCCCGCUCCCUGCUGGCUGGCCUGGGGUUCACCGCUGGACCGGAGGCCCCAGGAGCUGGUGCUGCCCCGGCCCGGGCCGCGAGAACGAACGUUGGCGGCCCCACACUGUGCCUGAGGGCCGGCCCGCGCCGCCCGAACUGGAACCGAACCCACCCGGAGGUCGACCCGGCGGGCCUCUCCAGGCCGUUUUAGAGGAGCUUUUCCUUGGGCGCUGCUGUCUGUGGCGCGAACACUGGAAUGCAUAUACUACUUUAUGUGCUGUGUUUUUUAUUCUUGGAUACAUUUGAUUUUUCACCUGAGUCCACAUACACUUCUAUAAGAGCGUGACUUGUAAUAAAGGGUUAAUGAAGUGUGUGCCUC